Giardia duodenalis is the source of this 978-nucleotide messenger RNA. RefSeq lists its product as uncharacterized. The record is from RefSeq and is a predicted model, not a curated record. Bases 1 to 978 code for a protein of 325 amino acids. NCBI's taxonomy places the organism in Eukaryota, Fornicata, Diplomonadida, Hexamitidae. The transcript has a single exon.
AUGCACGCACGCUCAAUUCGAUACGGUGGGGCAGGGGACCUACCUGCUCGACUGCGCAAGACGCUGGGGAAGUUUGUUCUUUUCACUGGGGCUUGCGCACUGCUCAACAAGGCUCCAGGCCAGACCCCGGCGCCUUUUUCGUACUAUGAGUAUCCUGCUAAUAGCCUAGAUAUAGCUGCGCUGGGGAGGCAGUACGCAGAGAACCCGGGAGCCGUAAUAAUCAACAAGAAUCCUGCGGGAGGAUCUAACUGUGUUACAAUCACGUCCCUCGGGAAGAUGAUUUUGGGUGCAUCCUCCCUAUCUGCCACAGCAAUCUCUCUCAGUUACAUGCGCAACAAGCACCAGCGAGCACCUAAGGACGAACGUGGGGUAAUCAUCUACGGAGAUUUACAAGUGGGCCACGCUCCUGGGUUAGCCUCUCCUAGUUGCCUGCGCGGUCUCAGAGUCCCGAUAGUUCCCGCCGUCGAUAUUUUCACGCGUCUUAUUCGGAACACGGUACUAAUCUCGACGGAGAAGCUUCCCACGCGGGAGAAUGUUCUAUCUCCUUCAUCGAGGAUCGUUGUAAAUGGCGUUGAUACGCAUUUCAACAGCCUCGGCUAUUUGUGGAAGGAGUCCUUCAAGCAACUGCAGAGCAGCAUGGGGAGCGCAUUCCCAGAAGUGGUGACUAACUAUCCCGUGCGUGUUUAUGAUUGCAUAGUGUCCCCUGAGGACGCAUGUAACUGGAUACUGGCUCUUCUUUCUUCCUGUGGACCAGAGAGCAUUAUCAACGGGUCUGCAGAACCCUCGCUAAAAUUUACACCGGCACCUGAGACUUCUCAACAGUUGCGUGCGCCCACUCUCGCUGUUCUCUUUAGAAUGGCCGCCAAGAUGCCCCACAAACUUCUUACAUCACCACACACAGGACGAUGCUUUCAGGACAGCCUUCUGUUCAUAGUUGUCCACGAUACCAGCUAUGAAGCGUUCCUCUAUGAAUAUUAG